GUCAUUUACACAAGUUUGAAUAUAAGCUUUGCAAUCUCCUCAUCAGUCAAUAACCAAUACGCGCAAAAGAUUAGGAAAUAAUUGAGCAUCCACCAUGAACAUCAAGCACCAGCACUUUCUCAUCACUGCUCUACCAGCCCAAGGCCACAUCAACCCUACUCUUCAGCUAGCAAAAAACUUGGCAAGAGCCGGUGCACAAGUCACCUUUGCCACCACGGUUUAUGGCGUUAGGCGCAUUAAAAACCCUCCAGCCUCUAUUGGUCUCUCCUUUGCAUCCUUUUCGGAUGGCUAUGAUGAUGCAGAAUCCAUGAAAAACCGCGAUUUCGCGUGCUUUUUAUCAGAUGUUAAGUGUUUCGGUUCUAAAGACCUUACCAAGUUUAUCCAAGCUUCAUCAAACGAGGGCCGACCGGUGACCUUUGCAAUCUACACUGUGUUGCUGCCUUGGGUGGCAGAAGUGGCCAGUGAAAUGAAUAUUCAUUCGGCGCUUUUGGCUAUCCAGUGUGCCACUUCGUUUGCCAUCUACCACAGGUACUUCAAUAGCCAUGAUGGAAUUUAUGAUGAAAUUCGUGAAGUUGAUUGCUCUUCAAUUUCCAUAAAAUUGCCUGAUCUUUCCUUGUUCCAAAAGGAGGAUUUGCCGACCUUUCUCUUACCGAAUGAUCCAUUCUUUGCUUCUAUAGUUCCAUUUGUUCAUGAAAAUAUUAAGAUCUUAGAGCAAGACUCAAAAGCUUGUGUGCUUGUCAACACUUUUAGCGAGUUAGAAGAAGCAUCAAUCAAAGCUGUUCAUGGAAUGAAUUUGAUCCCAAUUGGACCUUUGAUUCCAUCGGCCUUUUGUGAUGGCUACGAUUCAUCUGACAAAUCUGUUGGUGGCAACUUAUUUGACAUCCCGGAAAAUGACUGUCUUCAAUGGUUGGACUCAAAACCAGAAAGGUCAGUGGUUUAUGCAUCAUUCGGAAGCCUUUUGAGUUUAAAGAAACAAGAAAAGAUGGAGAUUUUGCAUGGAUUAAAGGAAGCUGGAAGGUCUUAUUUGCUCGUGUUACGAGCAGAUAACGAACAGGAAGAAGACGUAAAGGCAGUGGUAGAAAAUAUAUCAAGUGAAGAGGGGAUGAUAGUGCCAUGGUGUUCACAAAUGGAGGUACUCUGUCACAGAUCAAUAGGGUGUUUUCUCACACACUGUGGGUGGAAUUCAACACUGGAGAGUAUUGUUGCUGGGGUUCCAAUUGUGGGAUGUGCACAUUUAUCUGAUCAGACAACAAAUGCAAAGUUGAUCGAGGAAGUUUGGGGUAUUGGGGUGAGAGCAAAAGCUAAUGAAGAAGGGGUGGUGGAAAGAGCAGAGAUCAGGAGGUGCUUGGAUACUGUGAUGGGAGGUGGUGAAAAAGGGGAAGAAAUAAGAAGAAAUUCUGCUAAAUGGAGAUGUGUGGCGAUUGAGGCUAUGAAGGAAAAUGGAUCUUCACAUAACAAUUUCAGAAACUUCUUGCAGAAUUUGGAGUGAGACUGAUACUAAUUUCUUGUAAAAGGGCUGUGUUUGAGUUUCAGUCCAUCAAAAUCAUAGGUUUUUUGUAAUCAUGUAUUGAUGAUUGAAUAAAUUACAAUACCUAUUUAAUUGUUGAAAA
Molecule: messenger RNA, 1610 nt
Organism: Coffea eugenioides
Lineage: Eukaryota; Viridiplantae; Streptophyta; Magnoliopsida; Gentianales; Rubiaceae
Product: UDP-glycosyltransferase 75C1-like
Exons: 1
Coding region: 95-1489 (464 amino acids)
Molecular function (GO): UDP-glycosyltransferase activity
Source: RefSeq, a predicted model, not a curated record